This is a messenger RNA of Populus nigra (black poplar), 1603 nucleotides long. Its product is annotated as UDP-glycosyltransferase 91A1-like. The transcript has a single exon. The coding region runs from base 110 to 1537 and encodes 475 amino acids. The record is from RefSeq and is a predicted model, not a curated record. Lineage: Eukaryota; Viridiplantae; Streptophyta; Magnoliopsida; Malpighiales; Salicaceae. Gene Ontology annotation, molecular function: UDP-glycosyltransferase activity.
AAUUAAAAAAAUAAAUAAUGGUGAAGCUAAGAAGCCAUCAAAACCAAUAAAUUAGUAUCCAAACCCUUUACGGCAGAUUAACAACUCCAAAUCUCUGAAUUUCACAUCAAUGGCGGACGACUCUAAGCUUCAUAUUGCCAUGUUUCCAUGGCUGGCCUUUGGUCACAUGAUCCCGUACUUGGAGCUAGCCAAACUCAUAGCUCAAAAAGGACACAAAAUCACAUUCAUCUCCACUACCCGAAACAUUGACCGCCUCCCAAAACUCCCUCCAUGUUUAUCCCCUCUGAUAAAUUUCGUUAAACUCCCACUGCCUCAUGCAGCCCAUCUCCUCGAAGGCGAUGAAGCCACCACCGAUGUCCCGUACGACAAGGUCCAAUACCUUAAAGUAGCCUUUGAUGGUCUUAAAGAGCCCAUGACCAGGUUUCUUGCAACUUCUCAUGAUAUUGAUUAUCUUCUUUAUGAUUUUGCACCUUACUGGCUUCCAGAGAUAGCCACUGGUCUUGGCAUUCCAAAUGCAUUCUUUAGUAUAUUUUUGGGAGCCGCACUGUGUUUUCUCAAACCAGCAUCUUUGAUCGAGGAUCGCACAGAACCUGAACAUUUUACUGUCCCUCCAAAGUCGAUUCCAUUUCCUACCACGGUUAGGUUCAAACUAUUCGAGAUCUUGAGGAUCUUUGAAUCCAUAACAGGUGAUGCAUCCGACGUUUCAGAUAGUUACCGCCUGCAAGAGGUGCUCAGAUGCUGCCAGAUGGUGGCUAUAAGGAGCUGCAUGGAGUUUGAACCUGAAUGGUUGCACUUAUUUCAAGAGCUUAUAGGGAAACCAGUUAUACCAGUCGGUCUACUUGCCCCUACCGAGGAUGAUGCCGUCCGAGAUGAAGGUAGUGGCAUGUGGAAGUCAAUGAAAGAUUGGCUAGACAAGCAAGAAAAAGGAUCGGUAGUUUAUGUAGCUUUUGGAAGUGAAGCAAAACCAAGUCAAGUUGAGCUUACCGAGAUAGCUCUAGGGCUAGAGUUGUCUGGGCUGCCAUUCUUUUGGGUGCUGAGGACUCGUCGAGGCUUAACUGACAAUGAAGUGAUUAAGCUACCAGAAGGGUUUGAGGAUCGAACCAGAGGGCGAGGUUUGGUGUUCACUAGCUGGGUUCCUCAGCUCAAGAUCUUGGCUCAUGACUCUGUUGGUGGGUUCUUGACUCACUCUGGUUGGAGUUCUCUGGUGGAAGCACUUCAACAUGAGAGAGCUCUCAUACUCUUGUCAUUCUUGGCUGAACAAGGGUUGAACUCAAGGGUUUUCGAAGAGAAGAAAAUAGGCUAUCCAAUACCACGAGAUGAGUCUGAUGGAUCGUUCACGAGAGACUCAGUAGCUGAGUCGUUGAGAUUGGUAAUGGUGAAGGAAGAGGGAAAGAUUUACAGAGAGAAGGCUAAGGAGAUGAAAGGCUUGUUUGGAAACAAGGAUAUCCAAGACCAAUACUUGGUCAACUUCUUACGUUACAUCAUGAGCCAUAGACGAUGUCUCGUGGCCAGAGACAGCUCCAGCGUGAUCAAGUAAUUAAUCAUUUGGGAUUAAUGGUAAAGCUUCAUCAAUGUAUUUUAUAAUAAUUUGAACCUUUCUUUA